This is a messenger RNA of Closterium sp. Yama58-4, 5412 nucleotides long. NCBI's taxonomy places the organism in Eukaryota, Viridiplantae, Streptophyta, Zygnematophyceae, Desmidiales, Closteriaceae. The record is from the annotation of a GenBank genome assembly.
AUGGACGAUGUGGAACGCCGGGGCCUGCUCAAGCUCGACAUUCUGGUGCAGCACGCGCCAGGCAAUCCCUCCGCGCUGGUCAGCCAAUACGCCAUGGACGAUGUGGAACGCCUGGGCCUGCUCAAGUUUGACAUUCUUGGUCUGCGCAAUCUCACCACGGCCCACCUCGCCCGCCUGCUCGCCCAGCGCACGUACGGCGUGACCCUCCCUGUGAUUGAGAAGCUUCCUGUGGAGAACCGCGCAACGUUUGAGCUGCUAUCAGGGGGCGACGUGGACGGGGUGUUUCAGCUGGAGGCGUCUCCUGGGAUGAAGAAGGUGGUGCGGGCGCUCAAGCCGUCAUGCCUCGCGGACAUCUUUGCCAUCGUCGCACUCUAUCGGCCUGGACCUUUGGAUGCGGGCCUAGUUGAUCGAUACAUCAACAGGAAGCACGGGCGGGAACCCGUCUCCUUCCAAACUCCCAAGCUCGAGCCCAUCCUGAAGGAAACGUACGGAGUGCUGCUGUACCAGGAGCAGAUCAUGCGCAUGGCACGGGACCUGGCGGGGUACUCCCUGGGGCAGGCGGACAUGCUGAGGCGGGCCAUGGGGAAGAAGAAGCAGGAGGAGAUGGUGGCGCACCACGAGAGAUUCGUGGAGGGGGCUGUGGAGAGAGGGGUGGAAAGGGCCGUGGCAGAGGAUUUGUUCGAACAGAUGGUGAAAUUCUCGCAGUAUUGUUUCAACAAGUCGCACAGUGCAGCCUAUGGGUACCUCACAUACGUGACAGCCUUUCUUAAAGCCAACUACCCCCUGCCCUACAUGGCCGCGCUUCUCUCUACCUCCAUGCUCGAACCCCCCACCCUCCGCCGCUACGUCAACUCCUGCCGGGCUGCCCGGAUUAACAUCCUUCCUCCGUCUGUCAACGCGUCGGCUUAUGAUUUCUCUGUGGAGCUGCUUAAAACGGGGAUGGAGGGGGAGGAGGAGCGGGCGGAGGGUUUUGGACAGGUGUCGCCGUCUGGCCCUGCCACGUCAGCUGCGGACGGCGGGAUUCAGUUUGGGCUGGCGGGCAUUCGGGACGUCAGCAGGGCGGCGGCAGAGGAGAUCAUUGGGAAGCGGGAGGCGGGCGGCAGGUUUGUCAGUAUUCAGGACCUGGUUGACCGGAUUGACUUGGGCAUGUGGAAGAGACCCACCAUACAUGCCCUUGCGCACUCAGGCGCUCUGGAUUGCUUAAUUCUGGGUGAAGGAGAGGGAGGAGGAGGGGGAGACAUGGGAGGAGAGGGAGGAGGAGGGGGAGACAGGGGAGGAGAGGGAGGAGGAGGGGGAGACAGGGGAGGAGAGGGAGGAAGGGUUGGGAGUGAGGGAGUGAUGGUGGAAGCGGGAGAGGGUGACGGGGUGAGAGGGGGAGUGGGAGAGGCGGAGGGGGUGGAAGGAGGAGAGAGAGUGGGAAACGAGGGAGGAGAGAGAGGGGGAGACGGGGGAGAGGAGGUAUAUGUGGAUAGGAAGGGGUUGGCGGAGCUGCUAGAAGGGCUGGUGAAGGGGCGAAAGGAGAGGAUUAAAGCGGAGAUCAAGGCAGUUGCCAGGCGGGAGAGGGAACUGGCGAUGCAGCAACGGCGAGAGGAGAAGCAGCGGGAGAAGGCGGCAAAGGAGUUGCAGAGGCAGCAGGAGAGGCAGGCGAGGGAGGAGAAGAAGGAGCGGGAGAGAGUGGAGAGGGAGCGGAAGAGGGAGCAGCAGAGGAUAGAGCGGGAGCAGAAAAAGAUGCUGCAGGGGAAGGGGAGAGGGAGCAAGCAGGAGGCUGCUGUGGUGUUGGCCAACACCGCCGCUGCUGACAAUUCCGUGACUCCAGCCGAUUCCGUCAUGGCAGAAGCUGCAGCUGGUGUUGAUCCCAGCAGUGCAUCCAACGGUGCAGUCAUCACCACCUCUCCACCUCCUACCACGGCCCCCUCCCUCACUUCAACUACUACCACAACCAUCCCCGCAUUCAUCACCCCCCCGCCUCCUCCAAUCCCCCAGUCCGUCACAGCAGCACUCAUCCUGCGACGGCCCCUGCAAGAAGAGGAGAUGGUGGAGAGGCUAGCACAGGAGAAAGCCCUGCUAGGCUUCUAUGUCACACAACACCCCGUGGAGGCACUCCUCCCCUCCCUCCCCGAGUGGCUCUCUCUCACCCCCCUCGCAUCCUGCGCCCACGUAGGCUUGACUAAGGCUUUGGAAGAUAGUGCUGCUGCUGCGGCGGCAGCGGCGAGAGGUGGUGGGAGGAGGAGGAGGGGCGGUGGGAGCGGGAAAGGUGGGAAGGACGGGCCGUUGGUGGCAGUGGUGGCGAUGGUAGAGGCGGUUAAUGUGCGCAUGACUAAGAAUAGCAACAAGCAGAUGGCGAAUCUGCAGUUGGAUGAUGGGACGGGGCAGUUGGAAGCUGUGGUGUUUCCGGACGUGUUUGCCAGGUACGGGUCGAGCCUGAGCAAGGGUGCGACGGUACUGGCAUGGUGUACUGUUGAUGUGGAGUUGGAUGAUUCGCCUGCUGCUGCUGGGAGCGGUGAUAGCAGCAGCAGCAGCAGCAGCAGCAAAGAAGAGGGGUCAGCAGAUGUGGCUGCCAGACAGGAAUCACUGUCAUUUUCAGCAGCAGCAGGAGCAGAGUCAGACACAGAAGGACAGGAUGACACUUCCGCCGGACACACCCUCCCCCUGGCACCCCCCGCCAUUAAUCGACUCCAGCUGGUGGUGCAAGCAGCAGUGCCCACCAGCACAGCCCAGUUUGUGCGUGUAGACCUGACUGCACAGGAAGGGAAGGAUCCCCAGCACUUGCACGCACUCAGAUCUACAAUUCAGCAGGUGAGGCGGGAUGCGGACAACAGGCAUGAAGCUCGGGUGAUGCAGCAGGACGUGCAGAGGGAUGUGGAGCCUCAGGUGCAGCACUGGGUGCGCCAACAGAGGGUGAGUGCGGCAGGGGCCGUGCCGGUGGUGGUGCGUGUGUGGCCUGACACUCAUGCCAUGCCAAGGGAGAUUGUUGCAAAGAAGGGAUCAACGCCGUAUGGGGAGUGGGCGGGUGCAGGAUGGGGGGGGUCUGGCUGGGGAGGCGAAGCUUUCUAUGUGGAGGAUGCGGAGAGGGCAGCAGAGGAGCUGGGGUAUGCAGGGUACCGGGCGCGGGUGGUGCCGAUUCUGUCGCACAAGUGCGAGGAGAAGAGGAAGGAGGAGGGCCUGUGGGGGACGAUCAUUAAACUGCGUAUUGGAAUUCUUCAAUCCGCGAAGAUGAGGAAGCGCGAUUUGGGAAUCCUCCUGAUAUCAGCGUUCGCGGUUUUCAUCUGUCUUCAGCAUGAGAGCAACUUCACGUUCAGGGAGGCGUGGUUCCACGUGCAUCGCGACGACUACAACCAGGAGCUCGAGUCGCACGUGGUGCCGCCGCCCGUGGUCUUCGAUCUCAACGGCGACGGCCGCAAGGAGGUCAUCCUCGCCACCCGCGACGCGCGCCUGCAGGUGAUCGAGCCGUUCACGCCGCCGUCAGGCGAGUCAUACCAUCCAGUGCGCGUGCUCAAGGAGGUCUCGCUGCAACCCGGCCAGGUGGAGUUGAACCCAGCGGGCCAUCAGGCGGUGGCGUUCGCAGUGGGGUACCUGGACCCGCCGUCCGUAAAGCCCCCCAAGAAGCUCGGCAGCGGCAAGGCGGUGAGCGUGCCGCGGCGCAAGGCGGUGGUGGCGGUGGUGACGGCGGGGUGGGCGGUGCUGUGUUUCGAUCACAACCUGAAGCUGCUGUGGGAGACCAGCGUGCAGCACCACUUCCCCCACGGCGCAAGGCACAAGGAGGUGGCGGUGCUUAUAGCGAAUCACACCAUGCACCGGGGGGAUCGUGGUGUGGUCAUUGUUGGCGGAUCCAUGGAGUCAGACCCGCUGCAAUUCGAGGACCCAGUGGAGGAGGAGGAAGCGGAGGAGGAGGGCGAGGAGAAGCACCGCAAGGAGGCUGGAGACAAGGAUGAGCUGGAGGACGUGUCGGAGGGGGCGGCAGGGGUGAACGAGCGCCACUUCUCCUACUAUGCCUUUGAUGGGGCCACUGGUGCCAUGCGCUGGAAGCAUGACAGCAAGGACUUCCAUCGGGACAUGUCAGCGCUGAGCCAGCAGCUGCUGCCGCAGCACAACUACAAGCUCGACGCCUCCUCCCUCUCCUCGCGCCACUUUGGCGAGAUGGAGUGUCGCGAGUUCAGAGAGUCCAUCCUGAAGCACCUGCCGCACCGAUGGGACCAUCGCCACGACACCCGUUUCGAGCUCGCCAGCAUUCACCGCCAUCGCCGCCGCAUGCACAAGCGCCUGCCGGGGAGUGGCAGGCACGGGGCGCCACACCACGCAGCACACCCCCAUGGCACGCCCCCCAGGCUAUUGGCAGGACGAGACCAUGAGCGGAACGUGUUUGCCCGUGCCGUGGGGAAGGCCGUGGAUGCUGCUGGGUCCACCAAGAAGGCCAAGCAUGCGCAGCACCAUGCACACGGCAAUGCAUCGGCGCACCACUGGUGGGCGCACAACGCGGUGAUAGCUCACCUGGAGGAGGGCAUCGAGGUCAUCCACCUCUACUCCGGUCGCACCAUCUGCAAGCUGCUGCUGCCCGACCAUGGCCUGCACGCUGAUGUCAAUGGGGACGGCGUGCUGGAUCAUGUUCAGGCGUCAGGCGCGUUGGGCGACGAGCUGUUCACGUUUGGCAGCGAGGAGGAGGCAUCAGAGGUCGUCAAGUCGUGCUGGACCAUGGCGCUAUCGGGCAUCCCCCCCACCCAGCCGCUCUUCAACGGCUCCAUCUGCCGCCCCCACGCCUCGCUCUUCAACCUCGCCUCCGAGUUCCAGGAGCAGUGGAACGAGCAUGCGACAGGGCAGCAGCGGGUGGGCGUGGUGGCCCCCAUUCUGCUGCCUCGCAGGGACCGCCAUCACCGCCACCAGCGGCGCCACGGCGACGUGAUCUACUUCAACAGCCGAGGCGAGAUCACUUCAUACGCGACUGAGCCACUGAGCAGCAAGGGCCCACACGGCCACAUGCGGUGGCAGAUCAGCACAGACGCCAAGUGGACGCCCGCCGACCCUGCAGCUGCCUUCGACUCCUCUGCUCCCCCCGCCCACGUGCCGUCCCUACGCGCCAUGGCUCUUAAAGCCGGGGGGCGGCCGGAGGUGAUUCUGGCGGUGGGGGAUAACGAGGCGGUGUUUGUGUCUCCGGGGGGGAAGAUUCUGGGGACGCUGGCGCUGCCGACGACGCCCACGGAGCCGAUUAUUGUGGCGGAUUUCAAUGGCGAUCGGUUGAAUGACCUGAUUAUCGUCACCGCCAUUGGCCCGUAUGGGUUUGUUCAGGUGCGGCAACCAGGAGCCAUGCUGCUGUCCUCGCUACUGGGCUGCCUUGUUAUAGUGAUGAGUGUCAUCUUUGUGUCGCUGCAUCUCGAUGCGCCUCGUGGCGGCAAGCCACGCGGCAGAAGCACCGACUAG